Molecule: messenger RNA, 567 nt
Organism: Linum tenue
Lineage: Eukaryota; Viridiplantae; Streptophyta; Magnoliopsida; Malpighiales; Linaceae
Source: the annotation of a GenBank genome assembly
AUGAUGGGAAAGUUUGAGAAGGGAGAUAAAGAGAGGAGGAAGCAGGAGAGGGAGAGACUGAAGCAGGAGAAGAAGUGGAAAAAGAAGAAGGAGAAGAAGAGGAACAAGAGGAAUAGGAAGAAGAACAACAAUGGGAGUAAUGAUGGUGGCUCGUUGCCAAGGUUUGGGGACUGGGACGAAAGCGACCCAUCAUCAGCAGACGGUUACAGUGCCAUAUUCGACAUCGUUAGGAAAGAGAAGAACACUGGGUUUUGUGUUAGGAAUAUGUCCUUCAAGCUGGCUGAUCAAAUCAAAACAAGGAGGAGAGGCAGGCUCCGCCGUUUCCUCAAAUCUCUGAAGAGAUGGUGGAGUUGCUUGUGAAAGAAGUUUGCAGAGGGAGGUAGGAGAUCAGUGGAUCAAUCAAUGGCUAGCAAGUUUUGAUGCUGCCUGCCUUUGUGUUUCUACCCUGCUGUGAUGUUUGGCUUAAGAAAGAAGGGAUCCAUGUUGGUUAUAUAUGUUGAUUUUUAUUCGUUUUAGUGCAACACCUUUCCCCCUCUUUUGGGGGAGCUAUUAUGUUCUAUUAGAUGG